UGCUUAGGUUCUCUAAGAAGACAAUUAAGUACUAGAAAGAAAGAAUGAUCUUGAAAAUGAACAUUCACUCUUCUAAAGUAUUUUUUGCAUUGUUUUUAGCUUUCUCUUGUCUAUGUGUUCAGCUCGAAGCACAGCUUCGAGUCGGAUUCUAUUGUAAUUCAUGUCCAUUAGCUGAACGCAUUGUGAGGGAAGAAGUUAUGAAAGGGUUCAUGAAUGAUAAAGGGAUUGCACCUGGUCUUGUCAGAAUGCACUUUCAUGAUUGCUUUGUUAGGGGUUGCGAUGGAUCAGUUCUCAUCGACUCCACUUCCUCGAACACCGCCGAGAAGGAUUCACCAGCAAACAGUCCCAGCCUUCGAGGGUUUGAAGUCAUCGACAACGCAAAGACUAGACUUGAAUCUCAAUGUAAAGGGGUAGUAUCAUGUGCAGAUAUAUUAGCCUUCGCAGCUAGAGACAGUGUAGCAAUAACGAGAGGGCAAUCAUAUAAUGUUCCAUCUGGAAGAAGGGAUGGCAGGGUUUCUUCAGAGUCAGAAGUACUACAAAACCUCCCAGGAUUCAGUUUCAAUGUUGACCAACUUACACAGAACUUUGCAAAUAAAAACUUAACGCAAGAAGAAAUGGUCACCUUAUCAGGAGCUCAUACGCUUGGUCGAUCUCAUUGCACAUCUGUCGGCAGUAGGCUAUACAACUUUAAUGGAACGAACGGGCCAGAUUCCACUCUAGAAUCAAAAUAUGCAGGACAAUUGCAACAACAGUGCCCAGAAGGAAGCACAGAUUCAAGUCUAGUGGUUUCAAUGGAUCCUCAGACUCCAUUCGUCACCGAUGUAAACUACUACCAGGAUCUCUUAGCCAACCGAGGCUUGUUCACUUCUGAUCAGACCCUCUUGUCAAACUCUAACACAGCUAAUGAGGUGAACCAAAAUGCAAGGAAUCAGUUCUUGUGGAUGAGAAAGUUUGCAGCAGCUAUGGUUAAAAUGGGUCAGAUUGAAGUUCUUACUGGCAAUGCUGGAGAAAUCCGCGCAAACUGUAGGGUGAUCAACUAAGAAAUUAUGGUGUAAUGAAUUAUGAGUGUAAUCAAUCUUAGAACAUUUUAUUAGCUACCUUAAAUGAUAAGGUGCUAACAUAUUUUAGGUGCUAAAAUGAUUCGUAGUGUUUGGGGAGCACCUAAAAUUAAAUUUCAGGUGGCUAAAAUGACUUAAAUGAUAAGUUAAAAAAUUUACCUUUU
This is a messenger RNA of Beta vulgaris subsp. vulgaris (sugar beet), 1222 nucleotides long. Its product is annotated as peroxidase 5-like. Gene Ontology annotation, biological process: hydrogen peroxide catabolic process; response to oxidative stress. The record is from RefSeq and is a predicted model, not a curated record. Gene Ontology annotation, cellular component: plasmodesma; plant-type cell wall. Gene Ontology annotation, molecular function: heme binding; peroxidase activity. The transcript has 5 exons. Lineage: Eukaryota; Viridiplantae; Streptophyta; Magnoliopsida; Caryophyllales; Amaranthaceae. Bases 45 to 1040 code for a protein of 331 amino acids.